Dermatophagoides farinae (American house dust mite) is the source of this 657-nucleotide messenger RNA. Lineage: Eukaryota; Metazoa; Arthropoda; Arachnida; Sarcoptiformes; Pyroglyphidae. The record is from RefSeq and is a predicted model, not a curated record.
AUGAUAUUCGAUUAUAUACGUCUAUAUAUACCGGAACGUAUAUGUGAUAAAUCACAAAAGGAAGUUCUUGAAUUGAAUUGUCCAAAAGCUCGUAUUACAAAAAUAACUGAAUUAUUACGGAAAUGUGUUGGUACCAGUCUGCAGGGCAAUGAUAUGGCUGAAAUUAUUGACAACACUUAUCGUCGUGCAUCGUUUAUGGCCGAAUAUCAAUUGAAAUUAUCGCAGAAAGUGAAAAAAAUUAAUCAAUCAAAAGCAUCGAUAAAAACCAUACGUCAUUUGUUUCUAAAUUCAAUGGAAAAUAAUAAACAAUUGCAGAUUGAUUAUAUCAAAUUAAUUGAUCGUAAAGAUCAAACAGCCACUAUUACUACAUCUAUUGCUGAUAAUAAUCAUGAAAACAAUGGUCAUAAUGGUGCUGGUGACGAUGAUGAUGAUGAUAUAAAACGAUUGAAAGUAUUAUUAAAAUUGGAUGAUAAAUUCGAAAAACAAUAUGGACAUCAAUAUCGUUUACAUAUUAUACAUGGAUGUAAAGCCGAUGAAAUUCUGACAAAAUUAUUGGAUGAACAGCGCAUUCAAUCAAUAUUGAAUCAAGAAUUUCAUUAAAUUUUCUACAUACCAUUCAUGAUUGCUAUUCCAUAUUUUUGCACAUUUUUAUUGCAA